CUUCCUGGGUCGAGAGGAGUAUCUCGUGUACCGAGCCCGAGUCCCGAGCCCCGGCUACUGCCGCGCUUCUGCUAGAGUAGAGCGGGAAAUUUGGCCUCCAGGCUUAGCUAUAAAUUGACCGAUCCAGAAAUGGUUCUCCUCCACGUGAAGCAUGGUGAUGAGAGCCAGUUUCUCCUAGAGACAACAGGUAGCGUUUCCAUCGAAGAUUUAACACAGGAAGUGACCAGGAUCUACAAUGGAAGACUCAAAGUUCAGCGUGUUUGUGCAGAAAUGGAAUCGCUGGCAGAACACGGUAUUUUCUUACCUCCUAACAUGCAAGGUCUGACAGAUGAACAAAUUGAAGAGCUAAAGCUGAAGGAUGAAUGGGCAAAAAAAUGUAUUCCCAGUGGUGGAAGCACAUUUAAAAAAGAUGAAAUUGGACGAAGAAAUGGUCAUGCUCCAAAUGAGAAAAUGAAACAAGUUUUAAAAGCAACCAUAGAAGAAGCUAAAGCACUGAUAUCCAAGAAACAAGUGCAGACCAAUGUAUGUGUUACUACCAGUAUGGUGAAAGAUGCACUCGACCAGCUCCGAGGAGCUGUAAUUAUUGUUUAUCCAAUGGGGCUGCCUCCAUAUGACCCAAUUAGAAUGGAGUUUGAGGAUAAAGAAGAUCUGUCAGGAACUCAUGCUGCUCUUGAGAUUAUUGAAGAACCAGAGGCACAACUGUGGUGGGCAGCAAAGGAACUGAAAAGAACAAAGCAGCUUUCUGACUACGUUGGCAAAAAUGAGAAAACUAAAAUUAUUAUCAAAAUACAAAAAAAAGGGCAAGGUGCUCCAGCACGUGAACCUGUCAUAAGUAGUGAAGAACAUAAACAGAUGAUUCUUUUUUAUCACAGAAGGCAAGAAGAACUCAAGAAAUUAGAAGAAAAUGAUGAUGAUGAUUCAUUUUUAGAUUCCGAAUGGGCUGAUAGUCAUGCCUUGAAAAGACAUUUUCAUGGUGUCAAGGAUAUUAAGUGGAGACCAAGAUAAAGCUAUUUCUACAAGAAAAAAAAUUGUUUUAAGAUAAACUAACACAGCAAGUUAUGUUGGUAAUAUCAGUGCACAUUUACUCAUUAAAAUUUAUAUAAAA
Molecule: messenger RNA, 1105 nt
Organism: Python bivittatus (Burmese python)
Lineage: Eukaryota; Metazoa; Chordata; Lepidosauria; Squamata; Pythonidae
Gene: CFAP298
Product: cilia and flagella associated protein 298
Biological process (GO): regulation of cilium movement
Source: RefSeq, a predicted model, not a curated record